This is a messenger RNA of Adineta steineri, 1224 nucleotides long. Lineage: Eukaryota; Metazoa; Rotifera; Eurotatoria; Adinetida; Adinetidae. The record is from the annotation of a GenBank genome assembly.
AUGUCUACUAAAAAUUCUAGUUCAUUUUUUGAUGCUAAUACAUUUCGUCGUUUAUCUGUUCGUUUAAUUUUAAUUGGUUUUGCUAUGUUUAUGAUGUGUUCAAUAAUGUGUGUAACACAAAAUUAUUAUAUAUUAAUAUAUACAUGUGGUAUUUUAGCUAUAAUAAUUGAAGGUAGCAUAAGUCUUUAUUAUCAAUUUCGAGGUGAAUGGAAAGAUUUUAAAUGGUUUUCUCCAUCAAUUAUUUUAUUUAUUAUAACAUGUGUACCAAUAUUAAAAAUUCUUAAACAACAUCAAUUACAUGUUAGUCAAAUAUUUCGACAAACAAAUAUUGAAUUAUUACUUAAACGGAAUGUGACAUAUUGUUUUGAUGUUAAGUAUAAGCAUAUAUAUUUAAAUUCGAUUAUAUUGGACUAUCCAGUGUAUACAUUUCAAUGUUCAAAAAAUCGUUUAAUGUAUUUUAAUAAAGAUAAUUUUCUAUUAAUGUGUUCAUUAUUAACAAAAAUACAAUAUAAUUCAUGUAAAUCAUAUAAAAUAUGUCGAACUAAAUCAAAUUUUAUUAUACCUCGAUCAUUUUUAAAAAAUUCAUGUUCACAUUGGAGAGAAUUAAUAAAUCGUUUUACAUUAGUUGGUAUUCUAAGUGAUGAAUUAGCUGGUUUUAUGCUUAUUGAACAAUUACUUUUACUAGUCUUAGUUAUUGUUAACUGGAUAUGGCCACAAACUGAAAGUUCAGAUGAAAUAUAUUUUGCUCAAAUGUUACGUCAAUAUUUAGCUGCUGCACCUGAUAUUGUUGAAUUUUAUGGAAAUUUUCAUCAAGGUGAAAAUUUAAAUAAAUUACAAGAUAGAAAAAAUUUACAAUCUGCUAUUUUUAUUAUAUUUAUUAUGUCAAUAUUUCAAUUUAGUAUAAAUUUACAAAUGAAAAUAAAACCAACACGAUAUAUACAUAAACAAGAUUUUUAUCAAUUAAAUAUAAAAGAUAAAUGUUUAGUUAUAUUUGAAUUCAUUUUUUCAACAUCAAUGUGGUCAGUUAUUUAUAUAACACUAACACAAGAUUUACCAUUUUUAAUUAUACGGUGGUAUUUUCUUACUUUUAUGUCAGAUAGUUCAAGUAAAAUGAUUUUUUUCUUAUUGAAAAAUGUUUUAACUAUAAUGAUAUCGUUUCAUUCUGGUUUCAUUGAUAUAAUUCAAUUUAAAGAAAAUAUUCAGAAAAAAAAGACAAAAGAUUAA